Batrachochytrium dendrobatidis JAM81 is the source of this 1944-nucleotide messenger RNA. RefSeq lists its product as uncharacterized. The record is from RefSeq and is a predicted model, not a curated record. Lineage: Eukaryota; Fungi; Chytridiomycota; Chytridiomycetes; Rhizophydiales. The transcript has 9 exons. The coding region runs from base 33 to 1883 and encodes 616 amino acids. Gene Ontology annotation, biological process: axoneme assembly; cilium movement involved in cell motility; cilium assembly. Gene Ontology annotation, cellular component: axoneme; radial spoke.
CAGCAUUCAGUACUUUUAUUGGUGUUAGUAAAAUGACAGACUAUGACACCGCGCAAAGAGAUGAGAGUGAAUAUGACACAAAAGAGUCGGACGUCUUUUCUAGCAAUGCACAGACUCUAGGCAAUACUCAAGGUCGAGCGAGUGUUGGAUUCAAAGACCAAGUUGAUGGUACCAGAACCAGCGCUACAGCAUGGUCACAAAGUCAGUCCAAGUUUAAAAAAGAUGCUGGGUCAUUUGUUUCAGAAGACACAGAUUUUCUUUUGGCCAAGUCGUUUAUGAACACCGUGCCAAAUGGCAAGACAUUUAGUCUUUACGACCAUCUUGCAACUAUUGUCAAUCAUGUCCUCCAAACGCGCUCUCCAGUCGCGUUAGAUAAUUUUGAAACUUUGUCUGCCGACUUGAAGCGCAAUCGGUUCCGUACUGAACUUCCAGGAGCACCAACUUCCCUGAGAGAAACUAUUUUUCCUUCAGGCAAAACUGAACUUGCCAAAAAGCGUGCUGGGUUAUUUUAUAGACAAACUCCAGAAGAGGCAGCAGAAAAAGCCAGUACUGAUGUUGGGGAGAUUCCAGAUAUUAUGGAUCUUGCGAAUCUUUGGGAAUGGGCAGGAGUUUCGUUUGGAAAAGAAGAAACUUUUGUGCUAUUUCUUUCCAUCAAAAAACUUGUGGAAGAGAAACCUUUAAAAUCGGUUCGACUUUGGGGCAAAGUAUUUGGAACUCAUGGAAACUAUAUUAUUGUCGAGGCUGAGAUCAAGGAAGGCUCGGCUGAUGAAGACGACGCAAUCGCCAAUGCACCCCCAAUCUCUAAUGCUGAGAUGACAGAACCCAUUUCCGCCAAAGAUAGCGAUGGUCAAGAAAAGCCAGAUACAAAAAAUAAACUUGCAGAAGAAGCCGAAAUUGGACUGCCCAAACCCAAAACCAAGCCAGUGAAACCACUUACCAAGGAAGUUCGGGUUGGCGUCAACAAAUAUGUGUAUUAUACCACACCAUUUGCUGGUGGCCCAUGGACUCGUCUUCCAGAUGUGAUUCCUGAACUUCUCCAGGCUUCUCGUAAGAUUCACAAAUAUUUCACUGGAAAUCUGUCUGCCCAUAUUUCAAGUUAUCCUGCAUUUCCCGGUACAGAAUCACAUUACCUCCGGGCCCAAAUUGCCAGAAUUUCAUCUGCCACAGUACUAAGUCCCAAUGGAUACUAUAUGGUUGACGCCGAAGAGGCAGAAGGAGAAGAAAGUCAAAACGGUGCUUCUAUUAUCAUCAAUCCUGAAUUUGAAGGAUUUCCUAAUGACCAACUUAUGAAUCUUACUAAUUGGGUUCACCAUGUACCUUACAUUCUUCCCCAGGGUAAGGUAGGUUGGGAAAACCCAACUGCUCGUGUAGAGAGUGCAGAGGGUGACGAUGAACAACGCGAUGACGAGGAUGCUGGAGAUGAAGGUGGCGAUGAAACUGUUGAGCCAGAGACAGGUCCAGCACUGCUUACUGCUAUCUCUGGUGACGAAGAUCAUGGAGAAAUUCCAUCCUGGUCUUCAAGAGUAUGCUCCAAUUUAUCGCCGAGUAAAUUCUCACCCGUAAUGCUUCGUAGUAAUCGAUGGCCAGGAGCAGUUGUUGUUGCAUACAAUGACAAAUUUGCAAAUAUUUAUAUUGGUGAUGGUAUCAAGGAUCUUGGUCAUACCUCACAUAGAUUUGUUCCGCCUCGCCUUGGAGACAUUCAAAGGGAAUAUUCAGCAGGAGAAAAUACCGAAGAAAACACCGAUCCACUUAAUGAGCAACUUGAUCCUACUGUAGAGCAAGAAAAGGAAUUUGAUGACGAGAAAAAGUCAAAGGACUUGGUGGGGAAAAAGGAUGGAAGCGAUAACGAAGAUAAUGCCGACGAGGAAGCAGAAGAAGAUUAAGUAGUAUGUUUUAAGCUCAGAUUGGAUGAGUAAUAAUAAAUCAAGGAUUUAGUUGAGUCAG